Messenger RNA from Hemibagrus wyckioides, 5805 nucleotides. RefSeq names its product patatin-like phospholipase domain containing 7a (gene pnpla7a). NCBI's taxonomy places the organism in Eukaryota, Metazoa, Chordata, Actinopteri, Siluriformes, Bagridae. Gene Ontology annotation, biological process: lipid metabolic process. Gene Ontology annotation, cellular component: endoplasmic reticulum. Gene Ontology annotation, molecular function: phosphatidylcholine lysophospholipase A1 activity. Bases 162 to 4205 code for a protein of 1347 amino acids. The record is from RefSeq and is a predicted model, not a curated record. The transcript is spliced from 36 exons.
GCGAACACUGUAAUGUUUCUGACAGCUGAAGUAAACAGCAGUAGUGCGAAGCCCUGAAGUGGGUGAAGUUUAACAAUGAAGUGAAGGAUUUAUAAAAGUUUACAAGAAGUUAGCAGUUACUUUCAAUGUAGACAUUUACUGUGUAACGUCUUUGCAUUGAAAUGGAUGGAUAUGGCGCAUCCUGUGCAUUUCCAGUUAUGUCCACUGGAAUUGACAUUCGUGCCCGUGUGCAGCAGUUUAUGGAGGAGAGGAUGCAGACUACAAUGCUGACAGGCAUGCUGAUCGGGGCCGUGGUGGCAGUGUUCCUUAUAGGCGUCUCUGUGCUCUUCCUCUACCGCAGAUACAAGUUAGCGGGUCAGCAGACAGGUACACCUCGCUACCGCUUCAGGAAAAGAGACAAGGUUCUUUUCUACGGGAGAAAGAUCAUGAGAAAGGUCCAGACUCUGUCCUCUACACCCUUGUCUAAUUCCGUGUCUAAACAUCGCCCUCGGAAAAGACCUAAAGUCUUGAGUAUAGCUCGAAGGAUAUUGAGGAUAAAGAAAGAGCCCCCAACCCUGCAGCCCAAGGAGCCUCCUCCCUCUCUGCUGGAGGCAGAUCUUACAGAGUUUGAUGUGCAGAACUCCAACUUGCCGUCCGAGGUGCUUUACAUGCUUAAGAAUGUCAGAGUGCUGGGUCACUUUGAGAAACCACUGUUUCUCGAGCUCUGUCGACACAUGGUGUUUAUUGAGCUGCAGGAGGGCGAGGGACUGUUCAAGCCAGGAGACAACGAUGACAGCAUCUAUGUGGUGCAGGAUGGAAGACUAGAGCUAUAUAUCCAUGAAAACGAUGGCACGGAGCCUGUGGUGAAGGACGUGCUGCCCGGAGACAGUGUUCACAGCCUGCUCAGCAUUCUAGACAUCAUCACAGGUUAUCCCGCUCCGUAUAAGACGGUGUCUGCUCGAGCAGCAGCGCGCUCCACCAUCCUGCGCUUGCCUGCCUCUGCCUUCGAGGCUGUGUUCGCGAAAUAUCCGGAAACACUAGUGAGAGUUAUCCAGAUAAUCAUGGUUCGGCUACAGAGAGUGACCUUCCUUGCCUUGCAUAAUUACCUGGGACUAACCACUGAACUCUUUAAUCCAGAGAGGCAGGCCGUACCUCUGACUGCAGUCAACAGUGUGAUCACUGAGGGAAGCCCGGGCCGAGUCCCACGCAGACCCCAUCUUCACACAUCGUUAGACGAAGAUUACGGCCAAGGACCUGCAGAUUCGACAGACUCAGAUGGAGGGACAAAAACUGCUUCUUCGGAGAAUUUGUCUACAGUUAUCAGGAAACCUCGAUCGGUCUCGGCACCGGUGGACAGCACAGCAGGGGUAGCUGGUAACGACCUGAACAUGGCAUAUGAGCGAGCAAGAGUGACCAUGCAUGAUCCACUUCCCAGCCCUGUUCACUAUAAGUCUAUUCUGAAGAAGACUGUGACCAUGCAUCAAGCUCCAUCUGCAGUAUAUCAUUACACAGACAGCCGGGGGAGCUCUGAUUUCCCCCCCAAUAAAGUGGGUGCAAUCUUCCAAGCAGCCAAGAAAGACUUGUUGGGGAUUAUCCAACUGCAGGACCCCAGUCUACUGGAGGGCAGAGUGACUCUGCAUCAGGUGAAAGCCGGCUCCGUAGUGGCACGUCAGGGAGAUCAGGAAGUGAGUGUGCAGUUUGUGAUUUCAGGUUUACUGCAUGUGUACCAGCGGAUGAUCGAUCGCGAGGAGGAGUCAUGUCUGUUUGUGACUCACCCCGGUGAGCUGGUGGGUCAGCUCGCCGUGCUCACAGGGGAGCCACUCAUCUUCAGUGUGCGCACUCAACGUGACUGUACCUUCCUCUCCAUUUCCAAAACCCACUUUUACGAAAUCAUGCGUGCAGAACCUAAGGUUGUGCUAAAUGUAGCCCACACCGUAGUGCGCAGGAUGUCCCCAUUCGUCAGACAGAUUGACUUUGCGCUCGACUGGAUGGCUGUGGAAGCUGGCCGAGCGGUCUACAGGCAAGGUGAUAAGUCUGACAGUACCUUUAUAGUGCUGAGUGGACGCUUACGUUCGGUCAUUUUGAAGGAGGAUGGGAAGAAGGAACUGAGUGGGGAGUAUGGCAGAGGAGAUCUAAUCGGAGUGGUGGAGGCACUGACCCAUCAGAACAGAGCCACUACAGUGCAUGCUGUAAGAGACUCGGAGCUAGCCAAACUGCCGGAGGGAGCACUCAGCUCCAUCAAGAGGAAGUUCCCUCAGGUAGUCACACGACUCAUUCAUCUGCUCGGGCAGAAGAUCCUUCAGCAGGUUAACGGGCCUUUAUCAGCCCGUAAUCUGUCUCUACACACCCCGAGCAGUAAGUGGGAUGCUGGCAACCCUGCCUCGAACCUGUCCACCGUGGCUGUGUUGCCCGUAUCUGAGGACGUUCCUCUGACCGCGUUCACCCUGGAGCUGCAGCAUUCUCUCAUCGCUAUCGGUCCCACUCUCCUCCUGAACAGUGACAUCAUUAAACAGAGACUGGGUUCUGCAGCUUUGGACAGUGUGCACGAGUACAGGUUGUCGAGUUGGCUGGGCCAGCAAGAGGAUAUACAUCGUAUUGUCCUGUACCAAACUGACAGCUCUCUCACACCCUGGACCCAGCGCUGUAUCCGCCAGGCUGACUGCAUCAUCAUCGUUGGGCUUGGGGAGCAGGACCCAGCAGUGGGGGAGCUGGAGCAGAUGCUGGAAGGAAGUGCAGUGAGAGCUCAGAAACAGCUGGUUUUGCUGCAUCGGGAGGAUGGGCCUCCACCCACGGGAACUGUUGAGUGGCUCAACAUGCGCAGCUGGAUCUCCAGACACCUGCAUCUCUCCUGCCCACGUAGGGUCUUCUCUAAGAGGAGCCUGCCCAAACUGAGAGAGAUGUACCAGCGUGUGUUCCAAAAACCUGCAGACCGCCACUCCGAUUUCUCCCGUCUGGCACGAGUCCUGACUGGCAACGCCAUCGCUUUGGUACUGGGAGGUGGAGGAGCCAGGGGCUGCUCUCAGGUGGGUGUCUUGAGAGCGUUUCAAGAGGCUGGGAUCCCUGUAGACCUGGUGGGAGGCACCUCUAUCGGUUCCAUGAUGGGAGCUCUGUACGCCGAGGAGCGCAGCUACAGCAGGAUGAGGAUCCGAGCCAGGGAGUGGGCUAUGGAGAUGACAUCAGUUUUCAAAAAGAUUUUGGAUCUAACCUACCCCAUCACCUCCAUGUUUUCUGGGGCAUCCUUUAACUCCAGCAUCAACGGUGUCUUCAAAAAUAAGCAAAUCGAGGAUCUGUGGAUCCCUUAUUUCAACAUCACCACUGACAUCACUGCUUCUACCAUGAGAGUGCACACUGAUGGCUCUCUGUGGCGUUAUGUUCGUGCCAGCAUGUCUUUGUCUGGUUAUCUUCCUCCUCUGUGUGACCCUAAAGACGGCCACCUUUUAAUGGAUGGAGGUUAUAUCAACAACCUGCCAGCGGACGUGGCGCGGUCCAUGGGAGCUAAAGUUGUGAUAGCCAUUGAUGUGGGCAGCCAAGACGAAACCAAUCUAACCAACUAUGGAGAUGCCCUGUCUGGCUGGUGGCUGCUAUGGAAACGGCUCAACCCUCUGGCAGAGAAAGUCAAAGUGUUGAACAUGGCCGAGAUCCAGACCCGGCUAGCGUACGUGUGCUGUGUGAGACAGCUGGAAUCCGUCAAGAACAGUGAUUAUUGCGAAUAUAUCAGACCUCCCAUCGACAGAUAUCGCACUCUGGAGUUUGGGAAGUUCGAUGAGAUUGCUGAGGUGGGCUACCAGCACGGGAAGACCGUGUUUGACGUGUGGUGCAGGAGCGGAGUGGUGGAGAAGAUGCUGAAAGACAGACGCCAGGAGGAGUUCCACAACACCCACAGCAACAAUAUGGUGACUUGUCCGAACGCUUCCUUCACUGACCUGGCAGAGAUUGUGUCUCGCAUUGAACCUGUCAAACAAGCACCAAUUGGUGAGGAGUCAGAAUAUCACACUGAUUAUGAGGAGGAGCUGGUGGGAAGUGCUCUGUCUGACAUGGAGCCCACCAACUACUGCAGUGAGCACACAGAGGAGGAGCUGACUGCUGAUACGGAUGAAGAGCAGGACAAAGUUCACAAUCAUAUCAGUUCCGAUGACAUGAAUGGAGUAGGUUCUUCUCAGCCACAGCACACUACAAGCCCUCACAAUCCUCCAACUGUCAGAGCCAGAAAGGUGCAAGAAGAGUGACCGCUCAGUCAUGACCUGUGACCUGUAACAGAACCAAAAAGCAGUACUCAAGACUUGUUUUUUCUGUUCAAUGUGUGAAAAUGUCCCUACAGUAUCGAAUGUGUUAAUAAUUAUAACGGGACUUAUAUCAGAUGAGCAUGGGCAGGUUUGAUCUUGUGUUAUGAUUAUAACAAGUGCCGUGUCUGUGAAGCGAGUAACAGGAGAUUUGUGGGACCCCAUCACUGUGAAUCAUUUAUCCUUAAAGCACGAAUGAAAGGAGAGAACUUUCACUAAGACUGCUCACUCGGCACUUUGUAACCGGAUAUCGGAGCAGAAUGUUCCACCACUACAGUAUAAAUAUGCAGCAGUCAAAAGCACAGACGCCUCAGUGCUGACCUUCGUUUAAGAGUGACCACUGUCUAGUCAGACCUGUAGCUUGUCCACCGUCUAAACGCAAUGUGAAGUAUGCUGGAGAAUGACUCUAUGUACAUUCCAAAACCAAGCCUAUCAAUGCAAUGUUUUUCUACAGUUUUGUUCGACGUUUUAUGUGUUCAGCAGUGCCUUUUCUCCGUCUGCUAUUCCUUGAUCCAAGUAACCACAAUGAGAGCAUUCACCUCUGAUUCCUUCCUAUCACUGAGUCCAGACUUCUACACUAACAGACUAGUUUUUUGUUUGUAUUUGUUUGUUUCUAAUACACUGUGAUGUAACUCUAACGACUGAAGACGUGCACGGAAAAGACACUUAAUUACACCGCCUUAAUUAUGCACUCGUGGUCACUUUGACAUUUUUAAAUUGUCGCAGUAAGUCUGCGUGCGGCGUUAGUCACAACGUUUAAAAGCAUCUCUGACAUUUACUUCCAAAUGGUUCAGUCUGGAUUUCAAAUAAGGUGUCAAAAUAUCAGACACCUAAUUACUAAUAAAGUGCAAUUAACUCAUCUUUUGGUCUCUUAAUGGAAAUUGAUCCUAUAUAUAUAUAUUCCUCUAGUCUCUUCAUUCUGACCUGUAAAAAUAUCCAUAGCAGACAUUUAUAAUGCCGAUAUAUUAACAAUCAUGUGAACUCUUUAAAAAUGCACUAUUUACAGCAGGAGCGUGGAGGAUCCAUGUUUCCCGACAUAGCAUACGUCAGGAGCCGCGCGCGCACAGCGCUAAUUAUGGAGAUGAAUGUCUGAGUACUGAGGAAAGUCAGUGGGCACACGGCCUAAUGGAAACGCUAAGGUCUUCGAUCACUGUCUGUUCUCCACGUUGCUAUUUAUUUUGAUCAAAGCUGCUUAUGCAGGCUGUUGUGUUUUUUUUUUUUUGUUUUUUGUUUUUUUUUAGGUUUCCUGACCGAGAUGGAAGGCAGGGCACUUAUCUAAUAAAAUAAAUGCCUGAUAUUACAAGACGGAGAAUGUAUUCCCUAGUCAUACUGGUGUAUCAGGGGUGACACUAUCUGUGUUUGUGAGGUUAGUACUUCAAAUAUCUGUAUCUCUGUCUUCAUUCAUAACAGAAAGUUGGGUGCCUUCUCUCUGUACAAGUUUUUUUUUUUUUGCAUCAUGUGCGAUCCCAGUCCUGAUGCAUUCAAUUCACCCAGAUGUUUUGAGAAUUUUUAUGGCAAAGAAAAAAUAAAAAGCAUCUCCUGUUCA